Molecule: messenger RNA, 3570 nt
Organism: Trypanosoma rangeli
Lineage: Eukaryota; Euglenozoa; Kinetoplastea; Trypanosomatida; Trypanosomatidae
Exons: 1
Coding region: 1-3570 (1189 amino acids)
Source: RefSeq, a predicted model, not a curated record
AUGAAGAUGGAAAAGUUUCCGAGGCAGUUGCAGGGAGAUGAAGCCCCGCUCCCGAAGGCUAGUGGCGCCGUCAGUUCCCCGUUGUUCUCAAACCAGCGAGAGCAUAUGAUGAGUGGAAGGCGGUUGCAGUCUCUUCCGACACGGACAGCCGGGGGAGGGUCACUACGUGCGGGCAAUGUCGUACCAGAUGGUUCGCCGUCGGGCGAUAGAUCCCGACGCCUGCCUAGUUUGAAAGAGGUGAAUCCAAUUGCGUUAUGGACACUCCCACAGAUGCUGUCGCGUGAUUGUCCGGCAUACGAAGACGGCGCACAGAAGUUCCCACAGCAAGUGGAUCAUGGUGUAUGGUCUUCACGCAAGGUGGAGGAGUCGGGGGGUUCCAUGGGAGAUUCUUCCUCGCCACAGAUGCGGCAAGCCGUUGUAUUUGUGGAGGGGUUGGACCGUGACCGCGCUGCUGCCGAGAGCGCAGGUAAUGGGGAACAAAAGGGAUGGCCUGCGGAGCCACCUCCCUCCAAUGCAGAGAAGCAAAAACCAAUCGCAACCAACCCUAACCCUAUGUUGAGUGUGGAGGAGUCGCGCCAGAGUUGCACAACAGAUUUAACCCCUCUCCCAUUAAAAUGUUUAGGCGGCACCUUUCAAUCUAUGAAUAGAGAGGUUGAGUGUUCCGCCGCGUCAUUAACGCGGUGUCAGUUAAACACGCCCCCAUUGUUGUCAAAGGCAGCUGUAGAGAAGAUGGCCGGCUUCAAACUGUCUUCCUUCACGCCGUGGCACAGUGAGAACGUGCCUAGCGACGCCGAGGCAAUGAGAUAUAAUUUGGGGAGGAAUAACAGCAAUGUCAAGCAUUUAACAAGUACGUUGGACGCCACGGAAGGGUCAUUGGCACGGUCACUGAUAAAUAAAACCGCCUCUGAUUCGGUCGCAAGCCCAUUGGGGCGACCUUACUCCGGGAAAGUGGCAGAAAGGGACGGGAGAUCCGACGUUUCCAUAUCACUGCAUGCACCCGAGCGUGAAGGGCGAAACCGACGCCUUAAGAAGGAUGCCCAAUCUCUCUUCUCAUUAGAGAUUCCCAGCUUUGAUGAAAAGACAGGAUCAUUGGGAAGUGAGUGCAUUUUUCCCCGAUCCCUCGCCGUGGAUGUCGCCAUUGAAAACGUCCUAAGCCAGGAACGUGGUGAGUUGCGGACCAAAGUAAGUGGUGUGGGUAUUCGCCGCUUUCUUACGGAGUUUCAGGAGAGCCGUGAGAUUAUUUACGUGUACUUUUGGUACAUAAUUGCUCACAUACGUCGUAUACAUGCAGAGAAAACGCUUAUUGGUCGUUACGUCAAUCUUGAGCGCGUCGUUCGCGGAGCGUUUCCUCGCUACAAGGCAGAUUUGCCACCCAUUAACCAACUGGAAUGGAUAUUGUUAAAAGGCGUUUACUCUUCAACACAGCUCAUGCAUGACUCGGCGACAAUGUUCCAGGAAGUGGUGGGGGAAGUGCCACCGUUUGUACCUGCCGUCUCCAAUUUGCCACCACACCCUGGUGGCAGCAUUACUGUCAGUGACGAUGGUGUACGUACUUCACACUCCCCCCAGCGUAGGAGGAAAAGCUAUCAACGCUCAUCUAGAACCAGUAUGAGUAACAGUGCCAUGGAGGUUGCCAGUGAAAAAUUGUUGCAAGACCCUAAUACUAUUUGGCGGUGUACUGACGCCAUAAAUGCCUUUAGAGUUAUACAACUGGAAGUAUAUGAACUUGCGGAGUUUGCGCAGCGUUGUUUUCAUCGUCUCGCGAUGUUAUUUGGUCGGGCGUUUGAACGUCUGGCAGAAGAAAAAGAUGAUGUUCUGGCUGCGUUUAUGUUUGUUGUGCCGCAUGUCGUUUAUUACGUCUUUGUGUACUGUUUUCCAAAUGACGUUGUGGCAGGACUUUUUAAUGCUUCCAUGCGGGUGAAUUUGUACCGCAUCUUUUACUUUUGGUGCAGUGGGCUGGUGGCUACGUACGUGCGGGUGAAUGGGUGGCCGCGGCCACCCGCUGCAGGGAAAGGCGUUCCUUUGAAGAACAUCGAACAAUACGCCGCAACGCCGUCGGUGUCCGAGUCUACGCUGGCGUUGGCAACCUUACUACCUCCAAAAUUGUCGGCCUCCCCGUCUGACGCGCGUGAGGAAUUGAAUUGUGAGACACUACCGCCGUUACUGGCAAAUUCCUCCAGCCCGCCGUCUUGCGUUGCGAUGAGUGGGGAACGCGUCGCGGCGGUGGACAAUGAUAAUAGCUUUGAGGAUGUGGACGUGGAGGUCGCGAAUGGGCAUCAUCGUCUCACGCUUGAGUUUAGGCGUUACGCGAAGCACGUCAACUACCUUUUGAGAGAGUUAGCAGAGCGAACGGAGGGCAUGCACCAAGAGUUGGCGUGUGCCGCAACCUCGCCGCCCCACACGGAGACGGAGAACAACUUUGUGAGAGAAGCGGCUGCGGUGGAGCGGACUGGUGAUCAGUACCCUGUAGCAGAGAAGAGAGCCUUUUUCCAGUACGCCACUGCACCACUGAGUGGAGGUCCCAUGAUGAGCAAGUUACGGGAUUCGUCUCAUUUCUCAAAAAUGCUGCCUUCUCUGGCGCCCCAUCAUCGUAAUAAUAUUGCCGCAGCCACGGCUGACAAUGUUGGGACGAAGUUGCCUGCCAUCCCGCCGACGUUCAGCUCUGCCAAGACAAGAAAGGCAACUUCAACCAACAGCGACUGUAUUCUCUCUGGAUUCCCGCUUGACCGCAUGGCGUCUCACGUGAAACAGUACAUCCUGCAUUCGACAGGGAAAUCCGUGGAAAAGGUUCCGCUUCCACCACUGGAUGGCGAUCUUUCAACAGAGGACACCCGCGGAAAGGAGUUGACGCCGUCAGUUGUAGACCGCAGCCCCACCUUACUGAGUUCGCGGACUGUGAAGAUGCCAUUGCCGUUUACCUCACCAUUCUUUCAAUAUUACGCAGGCGAGCGGCUCUGUGCAAAUGCCAAGGGGGCUAACAAGAAGGUUACCGCAAAGGUGACAACACAUGGCUCCUCCAAUUUCUUUUUUUCACCGCUUCCAUUGAACACCGCUGGAAGUUCUGAAGACAGCGUGAACUCUCACACGGCCGCAGCACCAACGUCUCUGACGGAACCUUUACCACUAACAACGACACGGAAACCGUCACUACCGCUGACGCAUGGUCUGAGCAAAAGCAAUAAUAAUAAUAAUAAUAAUAGCGGCAACACCAAGUCAUUGCCCUUGAUGUUUCCUCACAGCACACAGAAGGUGAUCAAUGUGAUGCUUAUUCCACUCUCCAAUACGCACCUGCGUCCGCUGCAGUUCAAAAACCUGACAAAAGAAGUGGCACGGAGACAGUUGGAAAUGGAAAGGAAAAUGGACCUCCUUUCUGAGCGCGAGCAGGUUCUCCGCCAGCAGUACAUUGCUGAAAUUCAGCAAGGCACUCGUCGUGUGCAUACGCUUCUUGCGGAGUGUCAGUCCGACCGCAUGGAAAUGGAGGCACAGCGUGGUUUGUCUAACGUGAAAAUGAAGAAGGGUUCUCUCAAAAAACGCAGGAAACAGACGCGUCUUGAAGCGAUCAACAGAUGA